AUGUUGGCACAUGGAGACCUCCAGGGCCAAGCCAACAUUCCCUUCGGGUGCCUGGAGAGCGCUGACCGGACUGACACGAAAAACCGCAUGCUCGGUUUUUACGGCAGAGAUGCUGCCCUGGAUGUUGCUGUGACUGUGCUGGAGCAGAUCCACCGCCGCGAUGCUGCGGCCACGCUCAAGGAAGGCAGAAAGAAAGAUUACAGGAAAGAUUACAAAAAGAAGAUCCGGGAAGCUUACAGCACAAUGAAAGAUCAAAAUGCUCGUGUCGGUGAGAGUGUGAGCCUGAACGCCAGGUACUCCAAGCUGGUGAUUGUCAAUAACCACCGAGAUGAGGAGCAGCGGGAACAUGAGAUCAUUGCCAUGGGACGGAGGCACACGGAGAUCUUGAAGGAGCAAGCCAGCUCCUGCAUUGCCGUAGGCGACCUUUUUAAGCCCAGCCCUGACGGAUUGACCCCCAAGGUUGUGGUGCUCCUCGGAGCAGCAGGCAUUGGGAAGACGAUGACUGCCAGGAAAAUCAUGUUGGACUGGGCAUCAGACAAGGUAUUUGUGGAGUUUGACUAUGUUUUCUACAUACACUGUCGGGAGGGCAACCUUCUCACCGGCGAGGCGAGCGUGGCUGACCUGAUCACCAGCUGCUGUCGUGGUGGCUCUCCCCCACUCACUGAGAUGCUGAGAAGCCCAGAGAAGCUCUUGUUUGUGAUUGACGGCUUUGACGAGCUACGCUUUUCCUUCGAUCGGCCCCAGGUGGACCUGUGCUCCGAUUCCUUGGAAGAGAAGAGGCCAGUGGAAAUCACCCUGAGCAGCCUGUUUCGGAAAACGGUUCUCCGCGAGUGCUCCCUGCUCAUCACUACGCGGCCGGCUGCACUGCAGAAACUGGGCAACUGCCUGGAGGGCGAGCGCUACGCGGAAAUCCUUGGCUUUUCCGAGGUAGAGAGGAAGGAGUAUUUCCACAAGUUUUUCAAAAACGCGGAGCAGGCAGCCACAGUCUUUCAGUUUGUCCGAGAAAAUGAAACCCUCUUCACCAUGUGCCUCGUGCCCAUUGUGUGCUGGAUCAUCUGUACUGUCAUGAAGCAGCAGCUCAGCAAAAAGAAGGGUCUCGCACAAAACACAAAGACCAUGACGGGAAUUUACAUUCUCUAUCUCACUGCUCUGCUCCGUUCCCUGAGUGACAAGCUGAAGCAGAGCGUGCCCACGGUGCUGCGGAAACUUUGUUGCCUGGCUGCUGAUGGGAUUUGGAAGCAAAAAGUCCUGUUUGAGGAAGAUGAGGUGCAGAGGUAUGAACUGGACCAGAGAGAGGUCCUCCCGCUCCUCCUCAGUGAGCACAUCUUCCAAAAAGACAUUGACUGUGUUACCACCUACAGCUUCAUCCACCUCAGCUUCCAGGAAUUUUUCGCGGCUCUCUUUUAUCUACUUGAAGAUGAAGGAGAAACACAGAGGCUUCCAGGUGAUCCUGUGAGGGACGUGAACAAGUUGCUGGAGAACUAUGGCAGCUCAAGGAACUACUUCAUGUUAACCGUACGGUUCCUGUUUGGCCUCUUAAAUGAGGAACGAAGAAAUGCUCUGGAGAAGGAAAUCCAGUGUAAAAUUUCACCAAAGGUUACACAAGAAUUACUCAUGUGGCUUCAGAAAAGCCAAAAAAACACCUUAGCUGUUCUCACACAGGAGAUUACAGUGAUCCGGGAGAUGGAGGUCUGUCACUGUUUAUAUGAAAUCCAAGACGAGCGUUUUGUGACAGGUGCUUUGGAUCGCUUCACAGGAAUGUAUCUCCGAGGGGUCAGUCUUAACCAGUUUGAUCAAAUUGUCCUUUCAUUCAGUAUAAAAAACUUCCCCAAGCUGGAGUCGCUCGAUCUGGGACAUUGCUCCUUUAUGUGGGACAGCCCCGAGGAUUACACAGGCCUGCAGCCGGCAAAGCGAGUGCACUGGUUUGAUCGGUGUCAACUCACAGACGCCUGCUGCGGGGCUCUCGCCUCUGUCCUCAGAGCAAAAAGCACCCUGACAGAGCUGGACCUGGGUGGGAAUGAAGAGCUGAGGGAUGGAGGCUUGAAGCUGCUGUGUGAGGGCCUGAACCACGCCGCCUGCCAGGUGCAUACGCUGCGGCUCGGCUGUUGCAACCUCACAGCUGCCAGCUGCAAGGACCUCGCCACCGUGCUCAGUGCCACACCAAGCCUGGCCCACCUAGACCUCAGUGACAACCCCUUGGCUGACAGCGGGGUGCAGGAGCUGUGCAGGGGACUAACACAACCCAGCUGCAGGGUGCAGAAGCUCUGGCUGUGGCAGUGUCACCUGACGGAGGCAUGCUGUGGGGCUCUCGCCAUGGCACUCCGCAUGAACUCGAGCCUGACGGAGCUGCACCUGGGGAACAACGAGCUGGGGGACAGAGGUGUGCAACAGCUGUGUGAGAGCCUGCAGGAUGCUGCCUGCCGGGUGCAGAUGCUGAGGCUGUGGCAGUGUCGCCUGACGGAGGCAUGCUGUGGGGCUCUCGCCAUGGCACUCCGCAUGAACUCGAGCCUGACGGAGCUGCACCUGGGGGACAACGAGCUGGGGGACGGAGGCGUGCGACAGCUGUGUGAGAGCCUGCAGGAUGCUGCCUGCCGGGUGCAGAUGCUGAGCCUGUGGCAGUGCCGGCUCACAGGUGCCUGCUGUGCAGACCUCGCCACUGUGCUCAGUGCCAGCCAGAGCCUGGUGCACCUGGACCUGAGUGAGAAUGACCUGGGAGACAGCGGCAUGCUGCUGCUCUGUGAGGGACUCAAACAUCCCACCUGCCUCCUGCAGAGACUCUGGCUGAACAAAUCUGGAUUAAGUGAAGAAAUGCUGCAGAAUCUGGCUGCUCUGAAAGAAAUAAAGCCCAGUCUAAAUAUAGGGUAUGCUUAA
Molecule: messenger RNA, 2871 nt
Organism: Rhea pennata
Lineage: Eukaryota; Metazoa; Chordata; Aves; Rheiformes; Rheidae
Gene: NLRP6
Product: NLR family pyrin domain containing 6
Exons: 8
Coding region: 1-2871 (956 amino acids)
Cellular component (GO): cytoplasm
Molecular function (GO): protein binding
Source: RefSeq, a predicted model, not a curated record